CGGCGUAAAGUUUUCAGUCAUCUCUACAAAUUUAUGAACGGAAUUAAAUCUACUUGAUAUCAUCAACAAAAACAUUUCAUCCUGAUCCUGUUCAGUUAUUCUAUCCAACAUCAUUUGAAAAAUUUAAAGAUAUUUUGUGUAACUUAAAGAUGUCGAUCAUCAUUAGACUUCAGAAUUUGCCCUGGUCGGCCAACUCCGUUGACAUCCGGCGGUAUUUCUCCGGACUAUCAAUUCCUGAAGGUGGUGUCCAUAUUGUUGGAGGAGAAAUGGGCGAUGCUUUUAUUGCCUUCAGUACAGAUGAAGACGCUCGUCUUGCCAUGGCCAAAGACGGUGGAAAGAUCAAGGACAUGCAAAUCAAGCUUUUACUGAGCAGCCGCACAGAAAUGAUGCGAGUAAUCGAACAAGCACGUACACAGAAUGUAAUUCCAGUCACACCUGUCUUAGCUCCACCUCCAGCACCAUUUAUGGUUAUGCAACCUCCAGCUAGGGUCCCUCCCCCUGUUGUGGAGACCAACGAUCGCAAGAGAGAGAGAAGUACCAGUCCUCAUCGGCGUGCUCGCGACCGAUCUCCACCAAGAGACCGCUAUCGAAGUCCAGACCGACGAUCAUCUAGAAGAGAUCGGAGCAGAAGUCCCCGCAGUAAUCGUGGUUCUUCUCGAGACACAGACCGCCGCAAUGAUCGCUUUAAAAGAGAUGACAGAAGGUAUGACGAAUCGGUAAGAUACAGGGAUGACUACCGUUCAAAUCGAGAUCAUCCAUCAGAACCGAAAAAAUAUCAAGACGCCGAUCAUGUGAAUAGUCGAUCGCAGCUUCAUGCAACUGAAGGAUUUCGCACAGUAGCCCCAACUCCUUAUGAUGCUGCUCCACCAUCUGUUCCAUCACAGAACUACGCAUACAAUGCAGGGCAUCAGCCUACUGUUUCCAAAGGUUAUCCACCUGAUUCCUUCGCAGUGCCUGCAGCUAAUGCACCGUUAUCUCAUUCUGAUCGCUUGGGUCAUCCAAAGCAAAAUACUGCAAAUGCUGCUGAUCCGCGAAAUCCUCCUGCACCUCAUAUACCUGGAUCACAGCAGCCUUUUGAUGCUUCAUCUUUCGAACAAAUGCCUCCUCCCUCUCAAGGAGAUUCGCAAGCACCACCUGUUGGACGUCGUAGGAAGACUCGAUUCGAACCAGAAUUUGUGCAACCUCCUACAGAGACACGAUUUCCUCAAACUACUGUUUCGUCUGAAGAAUCUAAGGUACAGUAUGCUGAUAAACGAAUGGCAUCACAAGAAUAUGUUUCGGGACCAAGAAACUCAUGGUCCCGGGAAGGUGAAGGACCGACUGAAAAAGCUACAUGGAAUGAAAAACGUCCAGCAUUGUUGCAGGCCCCGAGCGCCAAAAGCGAGGAUUUUGUUCAAGUAGUACCAAUGGAUCUUGAUCCAGUGCCCGAAGGGGAGAGUGAAAUACAGUCUUUCAUGCCGCCAAAAGACGUUCCUCAAACUUCUAGAACUUCUUCAUCAUUUCCAGGAAAUGCUGUGAGAAACGAUAUGCCCGCACCUUAUCCUAGGACUAAUGCAGAAUCAAAAAUUGAAAAUUCUAGAAAUAAUUUGGGACCAAGAUUAGAAACCAAUAAAUAUCCUGAAAACAUCUCUGAUGGUAGAAGUGACGCAUUGAAUGCAUUUCCUAGACCGAAUGUUCCACCUAAAAUUGCUUCAAGUGAUAGGAAUGAAGGACCAGUGCCAUAUCCUAGAGCAAACGCAUCUCCUAGAAAUGAAGAUUCAGAUAGAGGAGUCGAUAGGAGAGGACCUCCUAGAAAUGAUAAUGUAGAUAGAGGAAUUAAUAUGAGAGGACCUCCUAGAAAUGAAGAUUUGGGUAGAGGAACUAAUAUGCGAGGACCUCCUAGAAAUGAAGAUUUUGAUAGAGGAAACAAUAUUAGAGGGCCCCCUAGAAUUGAAGAUACGGAUAGAAGAGCAAAUAUGCGAGGACCUCUUAGAAACGAAGAUAUGGAGAGAGGAACAAGUAUGAGAGGACCUCCGAGAAAUGAUGAUUUGAUUAGAGGAGCUGAUAUGAGAGGACCUUCUAGAAAUGAAGAUGUAGACAAUAGAAUGAAUAUGAGAGGACCUCCUCGAGAUGACGAAAUGGGUAGAGGAACCCCCAUGAGAGCGCCCCCUCGAAAUGAAGAGUUGAACAGAGGAAUGAAUAUGAGAGGACCUCCUCGAAAUGAAGAUAUGGAUAGAGGAACCAAUAUGAGAGGACCUCCUAGAGCCGAAGAUUUGAAUAGAGGAAUGAGAGGUCCUCCUCGAGAUGAAGAUAUGAACAGAGGAAUGAGAGGUCCUCCUCGAGGUGAAGAUUUGAAUAGAGGAAUGAGAGGUCCUCCUCGAGAUGAAGAUUUGAAUAGAGGAAUGAGAGGUCCUCCUCGAGAUGAAGAUUUGAAUAGAGGAAUGAGAGGUCCUCCUCGAGACGAAGAUUUGAGUAGAGGAAUGAGAGGUCCUCGAGAUGAAGAUUUGAAUAGAGGAAUGAGAGGUCCUCCUCUAGAUGAAGAUUUGGAACGAGGGCCUGGUAAAAGGGUGCCAUCCCGUUUUGAACAACCACCUCGCGGUUCACCUUCUCUUACUGUAGAAAUCAAAGGAAUUCCUCCGACAACGAGAGUUGAAGACAUUUUAGAAUUUUUUCAUGGUAUUCCCUUAGCUGCGAAUGAUAUAAGAGUCAUAGCAAAUCCUCAAGGAGCAGAAAAAGCUGUUGUUCGUUUUGUUGAUUCUUCACACGUGAAAGAAGCUUUUAGUCGAAAUAAUCGUUUCCAUGGUGGUCGUUUUGAAAUGGAUAUGUGUCCAGAUGACAUUUUUGAUUCUUUCCUGCAAAAUACAAAUCAAAGUCUGCCUCCACAGCGGCACAAACCUAAACCGAAACCACGAGAAGAAGAUUUGUGCAUACAAUUACGUGGUCUCCCUUUUCAAUGUAAAGAAGAGGAUAUUGUACUAUUUUUUGAUGGCCUACGUAUUUUAGAUUUAUUUCUAGCCAUCUCACCAGAUGGUAGAGCAGCAGGAUUCGGUUUUGUUGAAUUCGCCACUCAUGAGGACUUCCGCGCUGCAUUGGCUAUGAACGGCAAGAUGAUUGGUCAUCGAUAUAUAACAAUAUCUGUUGCGAGUAAGGAAAUGAUGGAAGUUGCUCAGGCAGAUCACGACUACGCAGGACCACCUGAAUCUGGUCCUAAAAUGAGGCCUGCGAUGCCCCCAAUGGCUAAACCUGCUAGACCCCCACCGCCUUGCAUAUCGUUGAGGGGAUUGCCUGAAACCGUUACUAACAGAGAAAUUGCAGAUUUUUUCAAUGAAGUUGGUGUAAUGCCUCGGGCCAUUCAUAUCAUGUUGACACCGGAGAAGAAGCCAUCUGGGGAUGCAUUUGCAGAGCUUGCGGGUCCUCAAGAUGUUAUGGCAGCGCUGAAAAGAGAUGGCAAUACAGUUUUAGGUAAUCCAGUUGAAGUAACGUCUAUAUCAUUUCGUGAAAUGUCUGAAAUUCUAGGCAGACCCCUGCCCCCAAUGCCUAAUCCUCCAACCCCUGGACCAUUGCUCAAAACUCCUGGUGAUGAAGACAGGCCUCGCAGGCCUUUCCAAGGACCAAAUGAUGGAAGCUUCAGGGAAAGGCCUAGAAUGGAACCUCCGCCUAGGGGUAUGAGGCCUCGCAUGGAACCACCUAUGAGGCGAAUGGAAGGGCCUGGACGCCCUCCGUUCAACAGAAUGAGAGGACAAUUUCCCCCCAGACCUUUUGGUCGUGGGGGUCCCGAUUCUCGCUUCGCACCACCACCAAGUUCCGGGAUGGCCAAAGAAUUUUCAUCUCCAGGUUGUGUGGUUUCCAUAAAUAAUCUCCAUUUUCGUGCUGGCUUAGAGGAACUAUUGGACUUUUUCCACGGAUUCAAUGUUACUAAAGACACUAUUAUUCGAAAGUAUAAUGAAAAUGGACAGGCAACAGGUGAAGCUAGAGUUGCAUUUCAGAGCCCCCGCGAAGCACAACAAGCUGUUCGGGAACUGAACCAGAAACCCAUUAUGGGAAGACAGCUGCAAUUAUCAAUAUUAUAAUAGUAUUUUUAUUGAUUACAGAGCCUUGUCAAGACUCGUUUUGUACAUAUUGUGUAUAGGAAAACUUUCAUUCAUAUUCCAUUAUAUUUAAAUUUAUAUUUGCAUUUUGUUCAGCUAUUAUAACUUGAUAGCAUGUCAAUAAUCAAAAGCUUGAUUGGCAGAUAUUCAUAGUGAGUAAGUAUCUCAGAAUAGGACUUAACAUUGAAUUGACUAAAGGAAGAUAUUUUCUGUUUGAAGCAUUUACUUUUAUAGUUAACCCCCGCCUCUCCCAAUGUUCUUGUUUCUCCUGCGUCUUUUCAACUGCAUUAAUUCAUUUAGACAGGAAGGUUUUUGAUUUUCGCUUUCGGAUUAAAGUAAAAAUCUAUAAUUUUAAACUGAAAAUUUAUUGUAAAUAUUUUCAAAGCAUACUUGAUACAAAAUAUUGCAUGUAUAUCUUUGUAAUUUUUCUAAUGAUGUACAAGUCUUAAAAUAUUUCUUUUGGAUUUGAAACUUUUUAUUAAACAGGUGAUAGAUAUUGCCUGUCUUUUAGGAUGUGGAAAAAAUUCCCAUGUUACCAAAAGUGUGAAUAAAUUCCAUUGCUG
Molecule: messenger RNA, 4630 nt
Organism: Uloborus diversus
Lineage: Eukaryota; Metazoa; Arthropoda; Arachnida; Araneae; Uloboridae
Exons: 2
Coding region: 150-4049 (1299 amino acids)
Biological process (GO): regulation of RNA splicing
Cellular component (GO): nucleoplasm; ribonucleoprotein complex
Molecular function (GO): RNA binding
Source: RefSeq, a predicted model, not a curated record